AUGUCUAUCAAUUUAAGGAAAACACUUACAGUGUGGAAGUUGGUGUGGAGGGGCCUGGGUGGGUUGUCAGUUCUGUUGGUGUGGAGGGGCCUGGGUGGGUUGUCAGUUCUGUUGGAGGGUGUUGGUGUGGAGGGGCCUGGGUGGGUUGUCAGUUCUGUUGGUGUGGAGGGGCCUGGGUGGGUUGUCAGUUCUGUUGGAGGGGUGUUGGUGUGGAGGGGCCUGGGUGGGUUGUCAGUUCUGUUGGAGGGGUGUUGGUGUGGAGGGGCCUGGGUGGGUUGUCCGUUCUGUUGGAGGGGUGUUGGUGUGGAGGGGCCUGGGUGGGUUGUCCGUUCUGUUGGAGGGGUGUUGGUGUGGAGGGGCCUGGGUGGGUUGUCAGUACUGUUGGAGGGGUGUUGGUGUGGAGGGGCCUGGGUGGGUUGUCAGUUCUGUUGGAGGGGUGUUGGUGUGGAGGGGCCUGGGGGUUGUCAGUUCUGUUGGAGGGGUGUUGGUGUGGAGGGGCCUGGGUGGGUUGUCAGUUCUGUUGGUGUGGAGGGCCUGGGUGGGUUGUCAGUUCUGUUGGUGUGGAGGGCCUGGGUGGGUUGUCCGUUCUGUUGGUGUGGAGGGGCCUGGGUGGGUUGUCAGUUCUGUUGGUGUGGAGGGGCCUGGGUGGGUUGUCAGUUCUGUUGGUGUGGAGGGGCCUGGGUGGGUUGUCAGUUCUGUUGGUGUGGAGGCCUGGGUGGGUUGUCCGUUCUGUUGGAGGGGUGUUGGUGUGGAGGGGCCUGGGUGGGUUGUCAGUUCUGUUGGAGGGGUGUUGGUGUGGAGGGGCCUGGGUGGGUUGUCAGUUCUGUUGGUGUGGAGGGGCCUGGGUGGGUUGUCAGUUCUGUUGGUGUGGAGGGGCCUGGGUGGGUUGUCAGUUCUGUUGGUGUGGAGGGGCCUGGGUGGGUUGUCCGUUCUGUUGGAGGGGUGUUGGUGUGGAGGGGCCUGGGUGGGUUGUCAUUUGGGCUUGGGAGUGGUGGAGAUGAGGGUGAUGGUGCCUGGUUGGGGGCUGUUCUGUUGGGUCAGGGUGAAUAUAGGGUAUAG
Molecule: messenger RNA, 1059 nt
Organism: Oncorhynchus keta (chum salmon)
Lineage: Eukaryota; Metazoa; Chordata; Actinopteri; Salmoniformes; Salmonidae
Product: loricrin-like
Exons: 4
Coding region: 1-1059 (352 amino acids)
Source: RefSeq, a predicted model, not a curated record